Molecule: messenger RNA, 2027 nt
Organism: Mya arenaria
Lineage: Eukaryota; Metazoa; Mollusca; Bivalvia; Myida; Myidae
Product: translin-associated protein X-like
Exons: 4
Coding region: 41-1039 (332 amino acids)
Cellular component (GO): cytoplasm; nucleus
Molecular function (GO): RNA binding; RNA endonuclease activity; sequence-specific DNA binding
Source: RefSeq, a predicted model, not a curated record
UUAUGUUUUUUUCAUAAAUUCUUGGAGGUCACCCACUGCCAUGGGCGCAGCCAUAUUGUAUUGUGCUUACUACGCAAUAUUCGUACUCACAAGAGUAACACAAUCCAUCAUGAGCGACAGAAAGAAGAGAAACAGAGGACAUGAGAAGAAAAGCCAAAAGACAGACCUUGAAGAGGACAGCACAGCUGAUCAGCAGCCGGCAGUGGAUGAGACCUCCCCGGUGAUACAGAUGUUCCGAUCCUUCCAACAGCAGCUUGACAGCAAACACGACAAACAUGAGAGGAUUGUGAAGCUGAGCCGUGACAUCACCAUCGAGAGCAAGAGGACAAUAUUCAUGUUACACAGAUUUAAAGAUGUUACAACAAGUGCCAGUCUUCUCGAGCAAGCAGAAUCCAAACUUGUUGAACUGGAAGGGUCCAAAUUCAAGCAGGUUGCUAAGGAAAUUCAGGGAACAGAUCCAUUCAUGUUUCUAAGAGCAUACUCAGCAGGGCUACAGGAAUACAUAGAGGCACUUACAUUCCUGUUUUUCCUGAAAAACAAUCAUCUGAUCUCCCUGGAAGAUGUUCAGAAAAGACUGACCUUCACUGACACACCUCCAGUAGAUGACAGCCAAUCAGAAGGCGCUUCUCAAGCUCCAGUAGAAACAGACUCAACUGCUGACCAAUCAAAUCCUUCUGAACUGAAAGCUCUUACAGUAUGGGUUCCUACAUCAGAGUAUGUCUUGGGAAUCGCUGAUCUGACCGGGGAGAUGAUGAGAAGAGCUAUAAAUAGCGUAGGCGAUGGCGACCUAACGAGGCCAUUUGAAAUCUGUACCUUUCUUCAGGAGAUGGAAUCAGGUUAUAGCGGACUGACCAACUGUAACAGAGAGGUGAAUCGAAAGUUGACAGUUUUGCGUCAAAGCCUGCGAAAAGUUGAAAACGCCUGUUACACAUUAAGAGUUCGGGGCUCAGAAAUCCCUAAGCACAUGUUGGUAGACAUGAUUUCAAAGUCAAGCGGAGCAGCACAGUUUAUUGAAGAGCUUGGGGUUGACGAAGAUUAGUCCAGUUUUGACUGUUAUCUUGUUUCAAAAAGCGAAAACUGUGUAUUAUGUGAACUAUGUGGGGAAAAAGUAAAUACGGCUUUGAAGAUUUAAAUGUGAAACAAUUAUGCUGUUUUGGCAUGAAAAACAAUAAUAUCUGUGAGGAUUGCUCAGUGUUCUAGAACUAUGUACUUGGUUUUACAAACAUGGUACAUGUAGAUGGUGUUUGGGAACAGUCAAAAUACAUUGUGAUCUGCUGUAUAUAGCCUGUUUAAUAAACCAUCAUGUAACACCAUCAUUAAACAAUAAAUCUUUACAUUUCCAGUCUUUAGAUAAUCUUCAAAAUCAUAUGUUUCAAGUCCAUUUCAUUUUUUUUUUAUUAUGUAUGAAUUUUCAUAAUACAAGGAAUUUGAUAUUAAAAUAUACUUCUUGUUAGAUGCAUACCAGUAUACAUUAACUAGAAAUGUUGUUUUCAAAGCACUGUCUUUGAAAACUGAUAAAGUCCUUUAAAUGGAAGCUAAUUUGAAGAGAGACAAUAUUGAAGGAGAGGUAAAAUAGUUUUUACAUUAAAUAUCUCCAAGUAUUUAGUAAAUGUCUUGGCAAAUGCAUUAUAAAAAACAAACAAGUGGAAAUAACAUUUGCAAUUAUGUGCGUGUUUCUUACAAGGUGCACAACUUCACAUCACUAUCUAUCUAUGUUCCAAGUUUCAAAGAAUUCAAAUUCCUUCAAGUAGUUUUUGAGUAAAUGUCUGGACAAAAUUACUUCAAAAAAAAUAAAUUACACCUCAACUUCCAUUCCUUAAAUGAAUUGCCUUUCGGAAAUUGCGUUUAUCAAUCGAUGAACGCAACAUCUUCAGAUAUGUUGGGAUCGCAAUUCAUUGCAUGACAAUAUACAUGAAAUGUAUUGAUCUUGUUAUUGUUUGUAUUGUGUCAGCAAGUCCUGUAACAUAUAAAUCAAUAUUUAAGAAAGUAUUAUUUUUUUUCAAUUUUAAAUAAAUUGUUGCCAUAAG